Messenger RNA from Purpureocillium lilacinum, 708 nucleotides. Lineage: Eukaryota; Fungi; Ascomycota; Sordariomycetes; Hypocreales; Ophiocordycipitaceae. The record is from RefSeq and is a predicted model, not a curated record.
AUGCCCGUUUCGGAGCCAAGCGUCUACACAUUCCCCGACGACAAUGCUCUGGCAGGGGCGUUACGAUCCUAUAUCUACGACGCGCAGAUCGUCAGUUUUACCCGACGCAGGAGAUUCAAUGUCGCCGUCUCCGGAGACGCUCUGCCCAAGAUCCUCGCCACUGCGCUUCUCUCGCAUGCCUCGGCGAACCCUGAUGAUGAGAUCGAGAUCCACAAUUGGUCGAUUUUCUUCACGGACGAGCGCGCUGUCCCCUUAGACCAUUCAGAUUCGAACUACGCGCUUCUUAAAAGGGAGCUGUUGGAGAAGCUUCCCGCUGACAAGCGGCCUAUAAUACGGACCAUCGACCCGGCGCACCUGGGAGAUGUGCAAACGCUCGCAUACGAGUAUGAGCAGGCACUCGUCGCUGACUUCGCAAAACGUGAUGCAGUCCUCCUGCCAAAGUUCGACCUGGUGUUGCUUUCCUGCGACCACGAUAGUCAAGCGUGCGGUCUCUUUCGCAGCCACAUGCUCCCGAACCUGUCGAGCUCAUGGAUCAGCGGUGACAUGGAUUCUUACGCCUGGCGACUUAUUGACCGCGUUGGGUGGAGUCUGCGGAGCCCACUGUUGGAGGCCAAGAUUGCCGUUGUGGAGAACGGUUACAGCAUGGACGCACGCCAAGUCCUCCACAUCAACAGCGGCUAUCUGAAAAGGACGACGGCGUGCAUAUGA